Amoebophrya sp. A25 is the source of this 6166-nucleotide messenger RNA. The record is from the annotation of a GenBank genome assembly. Lineage: Eukaryota; Dinophyceae; Syndiniales; Amoebophryaceae.
GAAAAAUUGAUAACAGCAAAAAAACAUGACCUCUAUUCGCCACCAGAAGUUUUGCUCAUAGUAGUGAGAAAGUUGCGCGUGCUUGUGCGUGAUUAGUUUACUUCUAUUUCAUCUGGUUCAUCUGAACAAAUAAGACUCGAACUGAAUGAAUUAGAGUUCGGGUUCGCACACGAGUAGCAGUAAGUUGCUACCAUGUAGUCCUUGAUAAUCGUCUAGUCAAGAAUUCACUCGUGGCAGCUACUUAUUGUCUUGAGAUGGACUUGAUGAAGAAAGACGGGGCGGGGGCUUCGCCAGCCCUGUCACCAACUGCGAAGUCCGCGCUUCCGCCGCUCCCAGGUGAGUCAGCGACUUACAGUAGCAUGUCGGAUCUCGCAAUGCAUAUGAGUUCGACGCCUGAGAUUGGAGGUGCAGGUGCUGCAGAGGGAGCGUCCACUUCUGUAUCUCCUGGUGGCAGUGAUCGGGCAAGCAGUAGUACAGAUAUAGGUAGAAAGGAUAAGGACAUGAUCAAGAAUAAAGAUGCUGGUCCUCGUUCUUCAAACCUCACCGGACAGCGGAGCUACGUGCAGGCAGUUGGUUGCAGUCCGGUCGAAGAGGAGGUGGACACCAGUAGCGGUGGAAAGCCAUGGGAGUCACUGGAAUUACGCGAUGAGGAAGACGAACCACUACUACAAGAGGGCGCAAUACCGAUACCGUCUGCACCGCUGAAAGCGAGCUUUGCUUCUGGAUCUGCGUCCAUGAGUAUGAAUGGAGGGGCAGCCACGUCUUCGCCUAGUAGGCCGCCGCUUCGCCCGCCACUUGCUUCUUCGACCUCAAGCUCUACUUCACUGGGAAGUCCGAAGAGGCCUCUUUCUGGUGCCCCUGCGAGAGCUGCGCGGCUUGUGGGGCAUGCAAGUCCGACCUUCGGUCUCGAGAGUAUCGCGUCCUCGAGUGGGAUAGCUUGCAGCUACGACAGAGCAAGUCUCUUGCAUCAGGCCGUGAGCUAUCAAGAAACGGCGGAUCAGGGGCCUCGCGACUCGCCGCUAGGCGUUCCGGCACGGUCAUCUGUGGUGACGACUAACAACUUAUCGUCUCGCAAAACUUCAACUCCGAAAGUUCUUCCUGAAGCAAGAAGCGCUGGCGUUGCUGUUCCUGCAGCUUUGACUAUCAAGCCAGGAGCAUCGAAGGACCCUUCGAAUGAUCGUUCGUCUAGUGCAGCACGUGAGCGAAGUCAGUCGUCGCCAGGCAAAAAGGUGUCAAAGGGUAGUGGAUCGCCACCGCGAAUAGCUGGCCCGUCUCUGACCCCACCAGCGAACUCUUCGGGAUUGCGGGGUCGCGCGCAAGCUCUCACACCGCCUUCUUUUGUCUCAGAGGCUGCCAGCAACAUGCAUAAGGACCACCUCCUAACACAGCUGCAAUCCCAGCAUGGGCAGGAUUUUUUGAUGCCCAGGUCACCUCCGAUAGUGUUUAUGAAUGACGAAGGACCAGAUGACGAGCAGGACUCCAAAUCGUCAGCCAUACUGGACGCGGCGGAUCUAAGCAGUCUGUUGGACGACCACCACGACGAUAUGGAGCAGAGAGAAAUGCCCUUGCGCUACCGUCGCAACAGUAGUCAGUCGAGCUCGCCUAAACGAGGGCCGAGAAAUCGCACGACGAGCGGUGGUGGCGGGAGUGGCAGUGAGCGCGAACGUGGUGCUGGAGCGAGGCAGUACAGCCAGUUCAGUAGUACAACUCCACCUAUGGGAGGUAGCAAUUUUGACCGAGACGAUUUUGCGACAUAUACUUCUGAAGCCAGUAAUCGGCCCUCUAGUCGUGGCCAUGCAGCUACGAAGACGCUGCCAUCUGAUAAAAUGCGGACAUUUUUGCAAGACCGGAAUAUCGAAGUUGUACAGCGGCCGAGGCCCUCAGCGGGUAGCAUUCGCAGACAUCCAGACGUUCCUCCCAACAUUGCGGGACCUCAAGGUAUGAGAUCAGGUUGUAGUCACACCACGUCAGGAACUGCAAAAGUAGCUCUUGAUGCGUGAGGACAAUGCCUAGUUUAUCAUCGCAUAUUGAUUUCACGUUCCUCUAUGUUUGUCCAGCACCCUCGCCCUUCCUUUCAUUUGCCGAAUACCUGCGCCGCCACUUGGAGCGACGAUGAGCGCGAGUGCGUCGCUCAAAGUUGACGCAUUGCAGGCAGAACAUGCUAAGAAAGUUGACGAGUUGAAUGAGCAGUUAACGAAAGCGGAACGCGCUUUGCACCGACGUGACGCCCGGUUCAGUGAGAGUCGGGACACGGCCGUAGCUUUGCGACGACAAAACGCGAGACUAGAAAAGGAACUCUCGACGCAAAAAGCAAUGGUCGAAAAGCUUCGCGGCGGACACAAAGACGUCGGAGGCGAUUUAGAUGCAGCCAAACAACAGAUUCGGAAGUUGGAAAACCAAAUCUUCCAGAUGGCGCAAACAUCAAGGUACUUGAGGUUGAUGUUGUUCUUUUCUAAGUUAGCAAGAUCAUCUUGUUCUUCGAUUCAUCUUUCCUUGUUUGAAGACAAUUUUACGUCAGGUUGAAGCAUUUUCCAUUUCCUUUUCGGCUUCGAAGAAACACCCGUUGAUUGUAUCGAAACACUCCUUGACUGCAUCAAUCUCUUCUUUCCUUUCAGCCAUCUGCUGAAGAUUGAGAAGCUGCAAAAGGAGUUGGAGUUGGCUCAGAAGCACGAGAAGGAGGCAGAGCAUGAAAGCGAACGAUUGGGAGAAGAAAAUCAGAAAGCCUCAAAGGAAUUGUCGAUCCUUUCUAGAGCGCUCGCAGUACAUGCCGAUGAGGUUGGAGUGGAAGCACGCUUGCUGUAUGAUUACGGUCGCGCCCGCGAAGAAGUCGAAUCGCUCAAAGUCGAGCUCGCGAAGGUCAAAAGCGACUUGGGCGCGGUUCGGGAUGAACGAGAUCAUAUGGCUGCACAGAUGGAGAAAAGUAUCUUAUCUCUACCAUGACGAUGGAUCAUAUACAAUUACGUAAUCAGGGAAACUAUCGCUGUGGUCGACGCCCUUGCUAGUUAGUUACUAGCUGCUGUGAACACAAAUUACUGCUCUACUUUCAGUAAUUGGAUCUAGACUUUCGUAUUCCUCCAUUCUCAGCCCGUCGUAGUCUCUCUAGGGAGCUGGAAGAGCGUCAGAAGCACCAGGAGCGUGCCGGAAAGCACGAAGCGAAUAGCGAGUCACUUUCAGAGCUGAUGCAGAAUGUACAAGCACAGAAGCUAGAACUCGAGAAAAAGUUUAACGCCGCAUCCCAGGAACUGACGGAAACAAAACGGGAGUUGAUGGAAGCGAAAGGUAGUCCACUACAACAUUUUUUGGGCGCCUCGCUCUUGGUUCGAAGGAGAAGAAUGAGAGUCUCAAUGAUUCGUUUGUGUUUUAGUGAUUGAAAUAUGGCCUCGGUACUAGGGUUCUAUGGUGAAGACUUCACCUCCCAAUGGAAUUCGUGAUCAGGCACGCAUGGUCGCCUCUCUGCGCUCGCGGUCGAUCACGAGUUGAAAGCAAAGAGCGCGCAGCUCGAAGCUGAGAGCCGUGUACAGGCGCACUUGGAUCGCGUUCAAGAGGUGACGAGUCACGCCGAUGCGAUUCAAGCGCAACUCAACGCCGAACGAACAACCAUUUCAGAGGAGCGCCAGCGCCGAACAGCAGCUGAAGCUAAAAACAUUGAGUUGGAGGACGAAAUGAAGUUUCUCAAACGGAAGUACGAGGCGAUCGACAAAAUUCAAAUUGAGCUGGACGAAGAACACAGAUUAUGAAGGGAUGUAAGGAACACGAAGUAGAAGAUUUAGAUCAGUAAUGAUGAAGACUUUGGGUGAAGAUGUAGAGACUCACAGUUUAGUUUAACAGUGCAGCAAAAGAAAUGCUUCUCGUUGAUGAAAGAAACUACUUAGAUUAAGUUUCAGUUAGAAAGCUGUUUGAAUAAGCACUAUGUAUAAUAAUUGUCCCUAGAGGACCUAGUGGCCCUACGUAGUCAGCACGUUAAUUAGUUGCGUCUUUAGAUACUCCAGAUUGAGCAAGUAUGAAUAUCGUUCAAGAUGAACUGAAUGUGUGCUACAUGAUAUGAUAGCCUGUAGUCUGCCUUCAAAACUUUGUUCCGUGUUCGCCCUUGUUGUAGCACCACCAGCACGCUUCAAACCGUGUGAAAGAAGAGCGACUAGCCCAGUUAGAGGAGGACGUGGCGGCUCUCACAGGCGAGCGGGACAACCUAGAGCGCCAUUGUGCUGGACUUCGAGACGAGCUUGAACACCAGAAGAGGUCGCGAGUCGAAAUGCAGGCUCAAUUCGAGACGCAGGAACGGAAUGUCCGCACGCUGGUAGACGAAAAGUCGCAGCAAUCCCGUGAAAUCGCGGAGCUCGUGCGCAGGCUGCGCGAAAGCACACAGGAGCGCUUCCGGUGUGACGAGGUAUUUUAUUUCUUGUUGAGGAAGUGGUUCUUGGCUAACUAGUUAAACUAGUUAGCGAGAACGAGAAGUCCGCCGUCCUCGCGACCUCCAGAAACAAUUCUGAUUCAGGUACUGGAUAAGCAGACCCGACAAAUUGAGAAGCUGAAGCGCAAUCGGUCUUACCUAGAGGAUCGCAUAGCAGCGCAAUUUUUUCGCAAAGAUACGGACUACCGUGGAGACAUUGCGCAUGAAGUUUCGUAUCGCGAAGCUUCCUCUUCGCGGUCUCCCGCUCGUGAGAAGCAAAAAAGAAGUGCGAGCUUUGGCGCCACAAGCUUUGUCGGCAUAACAUCGCCUGACCAAGUGGUGAACCCCGUGGCAGUCACCACUGCAAGCGGCGCUACAUUAAGGUUAUUUUCCAGAUUUUAGAAGAAAAAGAAAGAUCACGGCACUCCACGAGUCCGGCUUCUCUUCCUUGAGUCCACAAAGACGAGCAACAAGUCAGAGAUGGUACUGCUGUAACCCACAACAAGUGAAUUCGAUCCACGAAUUUCGUUAGAUAAGAUAGCCUUGUAAGGGAAUAUAUGAAAUAUGUUCUAACUCCAUUCUCUUCUGUCGCACCGAAAUUGUUUUACAAGCCGUCAGGAGGGCGACUGGCAUCUCCAGCGAGAUCAUCGCCGCCUGCGCGGCGGAGUCAGUCGCUGGGCCGCAGCGGCUCGACCGUUCCCUCAUCAGGGCAGAAGUCACCUGGGUCUCCGUCAACGCGAGGCAUCAUGGGUGGCAAGGGCGCUGGAGUGCGUCACGUCGCCUCGCCUGCGUCGGUACGUGGUUCGUCGCGCUCACCCAGUGUGUCUAUCAAGUCUCCGAUGUGGGUCCCGUUGCCACCGGACGCAACCCGAGGAGAACGGCCCACAUUUGUUAAGAUUGGUUUGCUGCCUGGUGUAGGUGUGCUUCCUACUUAUUCGUGUCAGUGUGCUGUAUUAAAGCGUACUACUAGAGACACUACUAUCCUAGGCCUGAGAAAAAAAUGCACGAGCACGGGGAACGUCGAGCAGCAACAUGACCUAGACACCAGUCUUACUUGAUAAAGUAGAACCACAACUUCUAAUGUUAGCAUGGACACCUCCGCAGGAUCAACAUCUGCGUCACGCGGUCGGUCCGCGAGCGCGGAGUUUACGGGUCGCUCGCUGACUCCAGGGCGCACGAAUCGCGUGGAGGUAGAGGGGAAAAGACCGACAAAAAGCUCGCUCAAACGUGAGGCGAUGAAGGCGAUGAUGCGGCAAAUGGAGCUGAAAAAGAUGGGAUCCCUCACCACGGAGGACAUCAAGAAGGAAAAUCAACGACUGCGAGCGAUGCUCUCAGGAGGAAGCAAGAACUCUGUUAUUGAGUGACGGUGACGACCAACACGUUUAUCAAUUCGACGUAAGUACAUUAAUGAUUUCGUUUUCUUGAAUACUUAGGACCUGAAAGGGGCUUGGGCGAUGUUUUGCGCGCUGGCGCUCGCUUUUAUUUACAACUCUAUGACAAUCGUAGGCAAAGGACUCGAUUAUUUACGGGAACAAAGGGGGCAGCUCUUGUCUUGUUCUUGUUUUUCUCUACAAGUCGUAUGGCAAAAUGGGUAACUUCAACUUUCACUUUGUUGGUACGUGACUUUGGCUGCUGUUGUGCUUACACGAUUCUUCAAUUUCUUCGCAAAAGAAAGACAAAGAACAAUAGAACAGCGGCAGCUGAUCCACAAGCAUAGUCUUUCUGAUCAUUUCACAAACAGAAUAUAGAUGAAGGUGUGUCGGAAUUCUUGCUCGGAAG